ACACGACAUUCUUCUUCCCGCCCCUUCGCCUCCCUGGAAGUUCCCGGCGCACGAGUUCCGAUCACAUCUCCCGGUUUCCUACCACCAUUGCCGGAAUCCGACGACCCGGAGUUGCCGGAUCCUCCCGUCGCUUUGCCCUUUCUCGUCGGAGUUCUGGGAAGAAUCGGUGAGUUUCUCAGAGUUCGCGUUGGCCUACGCGCUAGCCCUCUCUCUCUCCCUCGCGCGCGCUCCGUCCUUCGAUUUCACGUCCUUCAAUUUCGGAAUUAGGUUUCUCAUUCGUUGAAGAAACAGAUUGACGCUGAGAUACCUUAUCAAGUUCCGACGUUUCUGAGCUUUUCUGAUGCGUCUGUGUUGUUUGGUGAAUUGGCAGAUGGUGCCAAAAGUAGGAUCGCUUCGAUAUAGUAUGCAGAAUAGUUACAGGGAAAAACUCCUUUUCCAAGAGGGAAGUGAAGCAGAACUGGGCUUUUUGGCAGAGAGCGAUGGAGGGGGACGUAAAUGUUUUUGGCCGUGCCGCUAUCUGUUUGGGAAUAUUUGGACUAGUAUGAAAGAAAAUGCUGUGUUUGCAUGGGAAUUCGGCCGGUCAGAUCCACGGAAAGUUAUGUUUGCGGCAAAGAUGGGCCUGGCAUUGAUGCUUAUAUCGCUGCUUAUAUUUCUGAAGGAGCCCUUGAAAGAUCUUGGCAAGAACUCCGUUUGGGCCAUCCUCACUGUGGUCGUGGUGUUCGAGUUCAGUAUAGGAGCAACACUCAGUAAGGGUUUGAACCGUGGCUUGGGGACAUUAUCAGCAGGAGGUUUGGCACUUGGAGUUGCUGAGCUAUGUGUGCUCUCUGGGUCACUGGAGGAAGUUUUUAUAGUCAUUAGCAUAUUCUUUGCAGGUUUCUGUUCGAGCUAUGUAAAGUUAUACCCAACAAUGAAAGAAUAUGAAUAUGGAUUUCGUGUAUUCCUGCUGACAUAUUGUACUGUUAUGGUAUCGGGCAAUAGGACACGUGAGUUUGUUGAAACGGCUAUAUCCCGCUUUCUACUCAUUGUUCUUGGCGCUGCUGUGUGCUUGGUUAUCAACAUAUUUAUAUACCCAAUUUGGGCUGGAGAAGACUUGCAUAAACUAGUUGUUAAGAAUUUCAUUGGUGUUUCUAAGUCUCUUGAAGGCUGUGUUGAUGCUUACCUUGACUGCGUAGCAUAUAACAGAAUUCCAUCAAAAAUUCUUACAUACCAGGCCUCUGAUGAUCCCCUGUAUAGUGGGUACAGAUCUGCCGUAGAAUCUACAAGCCAAGAACAGACUUUGGCAGGUUUUGCUCGGUGGGAGCCUUCUCAUGGCCGUUUUCGGGGAAAAAAUUAUCCUUGGAAAAACUACCUGGAGCUGAGUGGUGCUCUUAGACAUUGUGCUUUCAUGGUCAUGGCACUGCAUGGGUGUAUUCUUUCAGAGAUACAGGCUCCACCAGAGAAGAGAGAAGUUUUUAGCGAGGAACUGCGGAGAGUUGGUUGCGAAGGUGCUAAAGUUUUAUACUUGUUGGCAGAUAAGUUAAAGCUGAUGGUCAAGCUAAGCCCAGGCAAUAUUCUUUCCAAAGUUCAUGAUGCAGCUGAGGAGCUGCAGAAAAAGAUAGAUAAGCGGUCAUAUCUUCUUGUAGAUUCAGAAAGUUGGGAGAUAGGCACCCGACCUGUAGCUGCAAAGUUCAGUACUGAGGGUAAUGAUGCAAUAGACAGUUACCAGUGGUCAAAGUCACUCAGUGAAGCUGUGCUCCACUUUGGAACUGUGGAUCUCUCAAAAAGUUGGGAUGUGCAUAACAAACUUGAUGCACAAAUAAAUAAGCCCCAAAACGUCAAGUUUGUGAAGCAUAGCUCUUGGCCUUCAAGAUUAUCAUUCGAUUCUGAUGGUAUUCCUAUGGAAGAGUCAAAAACGUAUCAAAGUGCAAGUGCCCUUUCUUUAGCCACUUUUGUGUCACUCCUGAUAGAAUUUGUUGCCAGACUUCAAAAUGUGGUAAAUUCAUUUGAAGAACUAAGCGUAAAAGCCAAUUUCAAGGAGCCGGUUGAUGAACCCAUUGUCAGGUCUGUGGGACUGUGGACAAGAUUGGCGAACUGUCUGAAUUUAUGAGGAAAGAAAACUUGAGUUCUUCAUGGAGAAGAUGUAUUGAAUAUCUAAAUCUUCAUUUCUGCAACAGUCGUUACUGUUGGAAGAUGCGCACCUCCACUGAUUACUGUUAGAAGAUGCGCAUGGAAGAUGUGAAUGAAUAUUUGGAACCUCCCUUUUGCUACUUCAGCUAAAUUACCAUAAGAACAACAAUUUGAAGGGGUGACAAUAUAGACACAUUAUUUAAAACUCCAGCUGACGGUUGUAUUACAUUAAUUCUGUAACUGCGGUAACAUACCAUGCUGUGAGAUUAGUUAAGUAUGACAAUAAGGUGCUUGGUAGCGCGAGUCAAUGUACAUGCUUCUGCUGUUGGGCAUUCAUGAACUAUCUGGUUCAUAGUAUCUUAAGAGGCAUUGAGUAAGAGCAGGCCUAUUCUGCAUUUUGCGUUUCAGGAAGGCCUGAACCCUGAAGGCAAUUUGAAGUUCUCUUCAAAAUGAAUCAUGAGGAUACAAGAAACAGAAAUUUUAGAUUGAGUUUUGGAGCUUGACGUUCCUCAGGGGUAGAAAUGACGAUUUUGAUGAUCUUUCUCUUGUACAACUGUAUCCCCUGUAUCUCAUUUUUUUUUAGAAAUUAGAUGAUAGACUAUUUGCAACAACUGCUUCAUUUGUCCUGGUUGUGUGCUGUGUCUGCAAGAAAGAUGAAGUUCUUGUUUCCUUCUAUGAUUACUGAUAUACACUACAAAAUUCUACUAAUAUGUUUUUUUCCUCUAUUGAAGGAACCUAGUGGGAUUGGAUAUCCAGAAAAAUCCUGUCGUGGAAAAAUGGUACCAGAUUGAUUUUCCACCUUCGUGUCUUGGCCAUUUUCUGAAGUGCACCAAUGUCUUUUUCAGUGCGAGAAGUACUUUUAUCGUCUUUUCCAGGAGAUGUGCUACUUUGUCACUCUCCCUUCUCAUGAAAGGUGUCAACGGGAAUCCGAAUGAAUUCCCAUUGUGAAGAUCCUGAGAUGGCCAAUCUUCAACCCAACGGAAAAGAAAACCACAAUGGGCAGAAAAAACAACGGAAGUACAGCAUUGAAAACGUGGACAUCUCUACUUUGUCUAAGCUUCAACUACAUCGAUUCCUUUGGUGAUAAUUGACAGCAACAUCAGCCAGCUAGCAAAGAAGGUACUCUCGCAAAUGGGUUUCAUGCCAUAAGCACUAAUGUUUCUUGUGGUCCUUACGUAUAUAAAUUUUGAAGUCAACCCUGUUUCUCUCAAGCGUCCCUUUAGAUGCUGCACAAAUUUGUCCUCUUCCCAUAUGUCAACCCUUCAACUUAAGUCAAAAAGCAAAUGAACUCCAUUGAAGGAACCUCUUAGACGACUCGCCCAUGGCCCCAAUAUCUUGAACCCCUCUGUUCCCCCAAACUAUGCACCACUGUUGACCAGCGCAUAUUGGGCUCUCAUGGGUCAUCAGAUUUUGCACGUCACUGUGAUGAUACCUUCGUGAUCUCAGAUCUUGGAUAAGAUAUGGUUCCACGGUAGGAUUCAAAGCAAGAUGAAAGAUCCAAAUGGGUAGGGGAAGGAGAUAUGAUGCCCUGGCAUCCUAUGCUCUGCUCACUAUCUUUUUCCCCUAAAAUGAAUCUUGGCUGGUGGCAAGAAAGUCAAUCAAGAGGCCACGCGCUUUGAAACCAAGAAGUUCUAGUCAAACAAUGAGGAGCCAACAGGUGGGAAACACACUCACGCGAGAACAUGUGUUGUGGACCCACAGCCCACAGCUGGGAAAUGGGGAUACCCUUAUCCUCGCUUGCCAAUAUAAACGCUGAACACAGUUAGGAGGGUGGCACAUCUGAUAGAGUGGGAAAGAAAAUAUUACAAAGAGUACCUAGGAGAGCCUAAGGAGAAGACUCAUGGGGACUCUUUCCCUG
Nymphaea colorata (pocket water lily) is the source of this 3964-nucleotide messenger RNA. RefSeq names its product aluminum-activated malate transporter 4-like. The record is from RefSeq and is a predicted model, not a curated record. Lineage: Eukaryota; Viridiplantae; Streptophyta; Magnoliopsida; Nymphaeales; Nymphaeaceae. Bases 341 to 2086 code for a protein of 581 amino acids. Gene Ontology annotation, cellular component: plant-type vacuole membrane. The transcript has 7 exons. Gene Ontology annotation, biological process: malate transport.